AUGGUGGUGCCUCCUGAAAUCCCUGUACAAAGUGCCUCUGGAAUAAGUGGGGACGGAUGCACCUCAGAGGAUGUGUCUUUACCCACAAGUCUUUGGAACCCUUUUCACCUUGAACCUGUAGUGGAUGCACAACAAGUUGUGUUUUCUUAUCUGGCUCUUUUAAGAGGACAAGUUGCAUCUCGCCUAAGUUGUGUGGUUCUAGAGCCUAUCUUACGUGGUCGACGUAGAACUAUCUACACUGCUGGUCGGCCCCCUUGGUAUGAUUGUCAAGGACAGUUGAUUGAGCCUUUUGUCAUAGGUGUGUGUGGUGGUAGUGCCUCAGGGAAGACUACAGUUGCCAGAAAAAUUAUAGAGGAACUGGAUGUGCCAUGGGUUACUCUCCUUUCUCUAGAUUCUUUCUAUAAGGUUUUAACAGAGAAGCAUCAUGAAGAAGCAGCUAGAAAUGAAUAUAACUUUGAUCACCCAGAUGCCUUUGACUUUGAGUUGGUGGUUAAAACUUUGGGGAGAUUACGGGAGGGGAAAAAGGUGGAAGUGCCUAUAUAUAAUUUUGUCACUCAUCGUCGAGAAACAAAAACGAAAACCAUGUAUGGUGCCAAUGUCAUAAUAUUUGAGGGAAUUCUGGCAUUUUAUAGUCCAGAAGUGCUGAAGCUCCUAGACAUGAAAGUCUUCGUAGAUACAGAUUCAGACGAAAGAUUAGUUAGACGUUUGCGAAGAGAUAUUGCUGACAGAGGAAGAGAACUGGAUGGUGUCCUCAAGCAGUACUUUAAAUUUGUCAAACCAGCAUUUGACUAUUAUAUUGCUCCUUCAAUGGUUCAUGCAGAUAUCAUUGUUCCUAGAGGUGGUGAAAAUGAAGUUGCCAUUAACCUCAUUGCCCAGAAUGUCAUGACACAAUUGCAACAGAGAGGUUUCAAGCUUCGUGAAAAACUAGCACAUGCCAAUUUGGGCAUUGUUAGACCAAAUUCCCUCCAUCUUCUGCCAUCCACACCUCAGAUUCGUGGACUUCAUACAUUCAUACGCAAUAAAGAUACCCCACGAGAUGAAUUUAUUUUCUAUUCUAAGAGGUUAAUAAGAUUGGUCAUUGAACAUGCUCUGGCAAUGCUGCCAUUUACGGAUGUGAUAGUAGAGACUCCUCAGGGCGUUCCAUAUGAAGGGAAGAGGAUUGCAACUGAAAAGAUAUGUGGUGUGUCUAUAUUACGGGCAGGAGAGACUAUGGAGAAUGCACUCUGUGAGGUACUCAAGGAUGUGCGUAUUGGCAAGAUCCUUAUUCAAACAAACCUGGACACUGGGGAACCAGAGCUUUAUUACCUGAGGCUUCCAAAAGAUAUUAAGGAUUACCACAUAUUUUUAAUGGAUGCAACUGUUGCCACAGGUGCAGCAGCCAUCAUGGCAAUUCGUGUUUUGUUAGAUCAUGAAGUACCUGAAGAUCAUAUCUCUUUAUGUUCUCUGCUCAUGACCGAACAAGGUGUUCACAAUAUAGCUUAUGCAUUUCCUAAAGUCAGGAUUGUAACAACAGCUGUUGAUCCAUGUGUCAAUGAGAAAUUCUACAUUGUUCCUGGCAUAGGAAAUUUUGGCGAUCGAUACUUUGGAACUGAGCCGUCCGACCAGUGAUACAUCAUUGCCUCUGGAGCUUAUUAUCAGAAGUUUCCAUCUAGAGAGUAACUCAUUUUCUCCAGUUUUUUUCUUCAUUUUUAUACCAGCAUGGAAGUUAAUUGCAAAUAAUUUUCUGCAUUCAGUAAUCAGAAGGUUUUAUUGCAAACAACUUUAAUGCACAGACAUCUUUUGGAUGGAUAUGUAAGAUAUCUCAGUGGUUUCCCAUUAAUUUUGAAAUAGAAAGGAAACUGAAAAUACGCUGCUCAUCUGUCUUUGUAAUAUCCAAGAGUAGAGAGCUUAUGUAUUGAACACAGGCUCUGUUUUUUUUUACUUAAUCUUCUCACAGAAGUGUAAAUACUGUUUUCUUUUUAAACAUUUUAUUGUACUUACAAUGAAACACGUGAUAUGAGCAAAACAACCAAGCAAUGUACAUGUAGAGUGAUAAAUUCUAUAGCUUGUAAAAUAAAAGUGGUAUUUAACAGACUUGACCUUAGUAGUUCCAGCAAUAUAGGCAUAUGAACAGUCACUAUUUGUAUUGUUUACAUGCAGGAAUUACAAACAGUUUCUCUGAUGAAUUUUUAUGUUCACAUGUUAUGUGCAAUUUAUUUUACUUGUUAUUGUGUGACUCCAAGGUUUUUAUACAAAAAUAGACAAGAAAACAUUGUUUUAACAUUUUAUGAUAGAGUACUGUUGCUACACAUGCUUAGAAUUGUAUGGUGGAAUGACAAUGGCUUUCAAUCUUCCUCUCCUUCUUAAGUGCUCUUAGGGAAAUAGUGAAAUGAAGUUCUGAAGUACGUAGUUGCAGAGGAGUUUCAAGGUUAGGUUUAGGGCCUUUGUCUGAUAGUGAUGGCCUUUUGUUUUGGGAUUUCACUUAUUUAUUUAAAAGUUGUGUAUAUGGUAAAGUGAUAUCUCAGAGCUGCUCUUAAUCUUGAUGCAAUGACACAUACUAGUGCCAAAUAUUAGUAACUUCAUAGUUAAUAGCUUAAUUUCUUUCCAGUCUAAUUCAAAUAUAAGAAAUUUCUGUACUGCAUAAAAUAAAUAUUGGGUUGUUGCUGGAUAGAUUAGAUUUAAUGUAGCAUAACUUUCAUGGGUUUUUGAGUUACAUAGAGCUAUAAAAAUGAGAGAACUCGAGGGGUGGCGCAAGUUGUUUAGCAGUAAAAGACUGUCACUGAAACAAAUGUCAUUUGGUGAAGCUAAAUUAUUUUAAUUUUUGCUAUGAGAUUUUUAAAUGGUGCAAUAUUACACUGAUGGAUUCCCAUAUCAAGGGCUUAGAAAAAAGUAUGGAGAUAAAUAUUAAUUUUAAAAUCGAAUUUCAGUCUGUAAUUUAAAUAUUUCAUGUAAACUAUCAUCCGUUGCACCAGUUGACAUUACCAUAAAUAUUUUCUAUUUACUAAGGAAGACUUUAGAAGCAGUAUAUCAUCCAGGGACAUAUGGUUAGUAGUAUGAAUUAUGUAAAUGAUGAAAACCUGUGUAUACUUAUUUCACUAGUAUGUAUAGAAAAAUUACCUUCCAAUUAUAGAAAGAUUGUACUUUUUCACCUUUCCACACAAACUUAAGGUAGGGUCUUGUUGCUGGGGUUAGAAAAUUUUAUAAGGGUUUAGUUUACCUCUCCAUCCUUGUAAUGUGUAUGUUUAUGAAGGAUGCCUGUAAAUGUUCUUGUUUGUGUAUAAAACAUGUCAAUUCACUCUCCUUAUAUGGCAAUCCCUGGUUAUCGGCAGGGGUUCCGUUCUCAGCGGGAUGCUGAUAAGCGAAACCGCCAUUAACCAAAACUCAGUAAUUUAUGGUGCGAUAACUGGUUAAUGGCAUCUCUGUUAGGUAUGUUAUGGCGCCAUAACUCUAUUAUUGGCACUUAUGGCACCAAUAACCAAAACUUGGCACUAGAAGCACCGUAAAAACCGGAUCGCCAUUGAGCAAGUCCGCCAAUAACUGGGGACUGCCUGUUAUGUAUUUGUUUUGGAGUUGCUAACAGCAAUAACAACUUUUUUGUGCAUAUUCAGAACUAACAUUUUCUGUGAUGGCAUUUUCAGUGAAGACUGUUGAUGUCUCCCCGAUAUGUAAAAGCCAAAAUCAGAACAUCACAGUUACAUUAUGAGAACCUUGUUAAAAAGGCAAAGCGCUUACCAGUAAUUGGGGACUUCAUAGAUCGUCUUCUAAAGAGUAUACUCAAUUUGUAAUUAACUAGUGGCUCUAAAGUAAAUUAGCUAAGCUUUUUUUUCUUACUUUUUUUCACAAAUUCUUUCAUUCCUUAUCCUGUCAGAAUUGACUUUUAGGCGAGUUUAAUAAAUUUCUGGUCAUUUAAAAUAAAGGAGAGCGAGCCUGGAUGGCAUACCUCCCCACUAGUAGAAUUUGAGGAGUUGAUAUGGUCAAGAAACAUGCAAGUUUCUUAUAAAGCUCUGCUUUUAAGGCCAUUUCAGAUAUGUGCGGUCUGAUGAACCCCCACGGCAACAAGGUCACAGUGUAUAUCUAGUCUAGGUAUAAGCACGAGGGCCCAUUAGAUAAAAAGGUUCAUGGUUUUUGUAACAAAUUUCAUGAUGAUAAAAAUGUUGACAACCACUGCUUGGAAAAAAUUCUGAAGAUUACUUCUUUGUAAAUAAUCAAUUCAUUUACAAAAAUUUAGAAAAAUUUACAGAUAAAAUAGAGGACCAUCAAGACUUUCCUCCUAAUGCAUAAUGGACAGAGAAUUCAUGAUCCAUUUGCAACAUCAGAUAAACGUACUUGGUAAACUUUAUAGACUACAUUAGCAGUGAACAAAGUCUUAGUGAUUGAUCCCAUUAACAUAAACUAAAACUGUGUUAGAUAAUAAUUUGAAACAGCUGAAGUCUAUGUCAUAGUACAUGGUCUGUAACUAAAAGAAUAAUGUUUGCCCUUUCUUCUCUCGGCUGAGAAGGGUUAUUUAUAGGGUGGUGAGUAAUUCAUAUGGCUAUUCAUAUUAUAUUGACUGCUGUCUGCUGUUGCAGCUCCCAGUAGUAAGCUCAGUGCUGUGAAGCCUCCAUUAGUGGUUGUCCUUCAUGUGGUAGAUGCCCCCACAACAUUGACCACAGCUCCUGCAAAAAAUAUUAAGACAAAAGCAGUAAAGUGAAGAGGUAAAAGCAUUUUCUUUUUCUUCCUCAUCAAACCUUCCUCUCUCUUCUCUCUCUUUUACCCUUACAGGAAGAAGAAUUUCAACAACAACUCGCAAGAGGCUGAGGAAGCAAUAGUAUUUGUCCACCUUGGGCUGUCAAAUCCACCUUAGGUAAUGUUUACAUGGGUUAUUGAGCAUGUACCGAGACAGUCCAUGGUUCUUGUGACUUGUCCAACCAUGUUUUGUGUGAAGCAUACACUGUAGAGUCAGCGCUACCUCCUCAGUCAGCGUGGAAAGUCUUUGCUGUACUGGGAAAGUUAAUUCUUGCUCUUUGUCAGAACCUUCUCAAUAUCAGAGGGUACUCUAGGAUUUGCUCAGGAGGAACCGUGGUUGCUGCUUGCUUGUGGUGUUUUGGAUCAGGUUAAUAGUCUGGUCUGUAGACCAGAGGUUUUCAUACUAUCAAGUGACUAAAUGGCUGUUAUCCCUCUGUGAACUUGCCUGAGUAAGUUCAACUUGCCGGAAGAUGCACAAUACUUCUAUAUGUGCCAUUUUUCAAGUUUUAGUUGAAAGUAGUCUUGUUCAGGGGAAUAAACUGGUUUUGGAUGACUUUACACCUUCAAAUAGGAAAUUGAGGUGACAGUGAAGAGAUAUUUUAACAGUUUGGACUCUCUUAUCCAUUGUGGUGGUCUCCUUCAAGGGCCUUAUACAUCUGCAGGAAUCCUCCUUUUAGACAGAGUCAGGGUGCCUAGACUUCAAAGAUGCUUGAUAUUCACUCAGGCUCAUGGCCCUAUCACUCAAGUCAUCCCUGUGCCAGAUUGACUAGGUGGUUACAGGAGUUAUCACUCCCCUGCUCACUAUUGUGACUGGGAAUUUUACAUUUCUGUGUGGAGAUUUAACUUACCAGUUAGUAAGAGACAAGUUAGUAAGAGACAACCUCCCACCUAAGGUGUAAGUCUGUUGCAUAAACAGCAAUGGUUUGUAUGUAUGUACAAACACACACAAAGUUUUUAAAGUGAUUUGGAUUUUUCUUAAGAUAUGCAAACAAGAAUCUUUAAGCAUCCCACUUCAACUAUGCCACUUAGUCCUUGUUGCCAAAAAUAAGAUGUUUGGUGAAGCCAGCUGAGUGGGACCCCUACAACCAGUUAACUACCUUGUUACCAGGUGUCAGACCCAUUCCGGCCUAUAAAGAGGAAUAUUUGGACAUAAAAAGCUUGUUUAUAUACCUACAAAAAACAUAAAUUGCUUUAAAAAUGUUAUACAUUAAAGGAUUUAAAUGGAAACUACUACUGCAUUUUUUUGUUCAGCAGAAGACUUAUGACACUACCUAGAAAUAUGCUCUAUUUAUAUAAGUUGUACAACAGAGAUAUUCAGUGCCACCUUUUAUGCAUAAAAACUUCAUAAUAGAUCAUACUUUUCAAGUGCAAAUAGAUGCAUUUAUAUACACAUAAGUAUACUUUUCAAGUGCAAAUAGAUGCAUUUAUUUACACAAGUUUGUAUACAGAUGACUGCCAUAUUCUGCUCCGCUACAAAUUUGUGACAAACCAGCAACAUUGAAGCUAUGUUAUUGCCUCUUCCAAUUGGUUACACUUUCAUGGCCAACACUCAAGAGAGUUUCUGUGCAUCCAAACCUGGAAAGACUGCACAAGGGGGAGCUGCCUCCUCCCUCUCAUCCAAACCUCCUCUUGAAACACACAAAGAUGAAGCAAUAGAAGAAGGAGAGGGGGGCUAAAAUCUUCCAGAGAAGUUGCAAUGAGAGAAGAUUUUGGCAAAGAAGAGACAGAACAAGAAUGAAUUGAUUUUUCUGCCACCACUGGGAGUGAGAAACCAACCCAAGAUGGUGCCCAAGAAACAGUAGGGGUAACAACAUCAAUUACAAGAUCCCCGAACCCCCUCUUGAAACAUCUAAAGACAAAGCAAUAGAAGAAUGAGAGGGAGUAAAAUCUUCCAGAUAAGUAGAUGCAACAAGAGAAGAAUUUGGCAAGGAGAUAGAACACAGAUGGAACUGAUGUGUCUACCAUGACUGGGGGCGAGAAACCAACCCAAGAUGAAGCUGCUAAUUUCCUCUUAUAACUCCUCUAACGACCAAAAUUCUUCCAUUGCUCAGAAGACCAACUAUGACACUCAGAACCAGGAUUACUUGCACUACAAUUGCUAGGUUGCACCUGCUACAAGUGGUGUGAGGAGUCUUUAUCCAAGGGAGCCAAGUUACGAGAACAAGGGUUGUCAACAACAACUAGGGAUCUUGUCUGAGGCCUGGAUUGCUUAGAUAAUUCUUACUUUGCAUUUUUUGGAAUGCAAAAUACACACAAAUAAAAAGAAAAUGAUAAACCAGAAUACCAAGAUAUAAAAUGGCAGGAAGUACUGAGACAACCAGCUUCUCAGCUAGAAAGGCAGAGAGAAACAGAUAAGUCACAGUGCCUUGUUGGUGGGUAAGCCAGGGAUAUGCUGCUGUUUGUCCUCCAAGCUCCAAACGCCCAAGGCGAUGAGGCCGCCUAAAUGAGCCCCCAACCUGCGAAGGAGACCUCUGAAAACAGAAGGAAGUCCGGAGGGAGAGAACGCAGGGGAACACCCUUCAAGAGAUUUCGGUCUUCCAACCACCAACGAAGGUCUUCUCGCACUUCCAGAGACAGAGGAACCUUUUAACAGGGCGAAGUCCCCCGCUGGAGACCAGAAUUCCCUCAGCAUCCAUUAUAGAGACCGAAGAUGAAGAUGCCCAUGGGGGAGUUUUUUUUAAAUAUUUCUUUCGGAUUUACUACUUUGUUUUAAACAUUUUAGACCUUUGUAAUACUGUAAGCAGAAAACUGAUUGCUAAACAAUUACAUAUUCCAUAAAUUAUUUGGACGUGGAGGAAUUACACAUUCAUGAAAACCUUUUCAUAUUUAUGUUGGCUUUUAAUAUAUUUAAAUGAAUAAUCUCCCAUAAAACCUCAUUACUGUGCAUAUUUAAUCAUCACUGCCACAAGCACCACUGCUCUAAUAGUGGGGCUGAUUUAGAAAAAUUUUUACUGACGUAGAACAAUUUAACAGUUCUCAGCAGUAGCAUGUAGUACAGGCUGCCUUGUAUGUUUUUCACAAUGAUUUGGAAGCACUAGCAAUAUAUGAGUUGCAACAACAUUUUCCUUACGAUGCUUUCUUUCCAGCAGCUUACAGCUGUUGCUAUUAAUUUUUCUCAUUAAAAUUUAUGUGAUCCUUGGUGUUACAAAUAUUUAGUCAGAAAAAUUAGAAUUUUUUCUCCAUGAAUUCUAUACAUAUUGUAUUAUAACUAAAUUUAAUUAUAACUUAUAUUGGUACUUAUGUUGGUUAUUCAUUUUUAGAAAGUGUUAAAAUACAUUAACAUGGUCAUGUCUUUUAAAUGAAGCAUUUUAUGCUCACAUUGAAAGCAAGUCAACAUUAUAGAAAGUGUUACACUAGAAACUAUCUAUUUAUUUCUGUUGCACUUAAUAUGUUUUAUACUUUUGUUUUGUUUAUGUAGUACUUCAUAGCCGGUUAGAGUACAACUAUAUAUCAGUAGACAACCCCUCAAAAGAUUUGUGUUCUGGUGUGAUUUGUUACGUGAAUUUUUUAUCAUCCGUGUAACUUGUAUGGUUAUAAAGACGUUACUGCAGGUAAAUAUAAUUUAACAAAUUUG
Molecule: messenger RNA, 8278 nt
Organism: Macrobrachium nipponense
Lineage: Eukaryota; Metazoa; Arthropoda; Malacostraca; Decapoda; Palaemonidae
Product: uridine-cytidine kinase-like 1
Exons: 12
Coding region: 1-1608 (535 amino acids)
Cellular component (GO): cytoplasm
Molecular function (GO): kinase activity; ATP binding
Source: RefSeq, a predicted model, not a curated record